Engraulis encrasicolus (European anchovy) is the source of this 2617-nucleotide messenger RNA. RefSeq names its product CDC45 cell division cycle 45 homolog (S. cerevisiae) (gene cdc45). Gene Ontology annotation, cellular component: DNA replication preinitiation complex. The record is from RefSeq and is a predicted model, not a curated record. Bases 160 to 1869 code for a protein of 569 amino acids. Gene Ontology annotation, molecular function: single-stranded DNA binding; chromatin binding; DNA replication origin binding. The transcript is spliced from 19 exons. NCBI's taxonomy places the organism in Eukaryota, Metazoa, Chordata, Actinopteri, Clupeiformes, Engraulidae. Gene Ontology annotation, biological process: double-strand break repair via break-induced replication; DNA replication initiation; mitotic DNA replication preinitiation complex assembly.
GCAUUUGGCGCCAGAUUUUUAACAAGGAAACUCAAGCGCUACAGAACUAGUCGAAAACAACUUGCCCAACUACCUUUGUAUCAUUUUAUCAAUUUUAUGCUUCGUUGUUUUUAAGUUUUACACGUUUGUUAGAGCGGUGUUGUCGGGCAACUUUUAACUAUGUUUGUAACCGAUAUUCGAAAGGAAUUUUAUGACGUUGUUGUCCACCAGAGAGUAGCACUCCUGGUUGCGCCAGACAUUGAUGCUUUAUGCGCCUGCAAAGUUCUUCAGGCUUUAUUCCACUGCGAUCAAGUGCAGUACACUUUGGUGCCUGUGACUGGUUGGCAGGACCUCAGCACUGCUUUCACGGAGCACAAAGAUCAGUAUCGUUAUUUCGUGCUGAUCAACUGUGGUGCCAAUGUGGACCUUUUGGAGACUCUGCAGCCAGAUGACGACACCAUCUUCUUCAUCUGCGACACGCACAGACCUGUUGAUGUUGUCAACAUUUACAAUGACACUCAGAUCAAACUUCUGAUCAAGCAGGAUGAUGACCUGGACAUCCCCAACUAUGAUGACAUCUUCCGUGACGAUGAAGAUGAAGAAGGAGAGGACUCUGGCAACGAGAGCGAUGAUGGGUCAGAGCCCUCUGGGAAACGAAGGCGUUUUGAUGAGGGUGCAGUGGAGAGAAGGAUAGAGAGGCAGAGAGCGAAGAGAGAGUGGGAGGCACGCAGACGAGAGAUCUUGUUUGAUUAUGAGCAGUACGAGUACCAUGGCACUUCAGCAGCUAUGGUCAUCUUUGAACUGGCCUGGGUUAUGACAAAAGAUAACAAAGACAUGUUGUGGUGGGCCAUUAUUGGUUUGACAGAGCAAUGGGUUCAUGACAAAAUCCCAAAUAUGAAGUAUGUGACAGACAUUGCCACAUUACAAAGACACGUGUCGCGGCACAACCACAGGAAUGAGGAUGAGGAGAACUCUCUAUCCAUCGACUGCAUGAGGAUUUCAUUCCAGUACGAUCUGCGUCUGGCUCUGUAUCAGCACUGGUCUCUGUAUGAGAGCAUCUGCAACUCCUGCUACACUUCCUGCGGCUUCAAGCUCUGGUCCAUCAACGGCCAGAAGAAACUACAGGAGUUCCUCGCAGACAUGGGUCUUCCUUUGAAACAGGUCAGACAGAAGUUUAACUCCAUGGACAUGACUAUCAAAGAGAACCUUCGUGAAGUCAUAGAGGAGUCUUCCAACAAAUUUGGUUUAAAGGAUAUCCGUGUGCAGACGUUUAGCGUUCACUUUGGCUUCAAGAACCGUUUCCUAGCAACAGACGUGGUGCACGGGGCUGCAGCCCUGCUGGAGAAUGUGGAGAAGGAAGAGACGGCUACAGACAACUUCAUCCGGGCGCUGGACUGCCUCAGCCGGAGUAAUCUGGAGCAGCUGCAUCAGGGUAUUGACUUUGCCAAGAAGAAGCUGAGGGCCAUUCAGCAGACCAUAGCCAGCAGCAUCUGCACCAACCUCAUACUGUCCCAGGGGCCCUUCCUAUACUGCUACCUCAUGGAGGGUACCCCAGAUGUGAAGCUCUUCUCAAAGCCGAUGGCUUUGACUUUGCUGUGCAAGUACCUGCUAAAAGCCUUUGUGUCGUCGACCCGUAAUAAGCGCUGUAAGGUGCUGCCGCUGAUUAUGGCAGCUCCACUGGACAUGGAGAAAGGCACCGUUAUUCUGUUGGGCAUCCCACCUGAGUCUGACACCUCAGACAAGAAAAAUUUCUUUGGCAGGGCAUUUGAGAAGGCUGCUGAGAGCACAAACUCCAGAACGCUGCACGAUCGCUUCGACACGUCAAUUAUUGAGCUGAAGACAGAGGACCGAGGGAAGUUUCUAGAUGCUCUCAUCACUCUGUUAUCCUGAGCACUGAAAAGGCCUGCUGUGCUGGGAAGACUGUGUGUGUGUGUGUGUGGUGUGUGUGUGUGUGGUGUGUGUGUGUUCCCGUGUGAAUGCAUGUUAAACUGUAGUUGUAAAUGUGUGAAUGCAGUGGAUGUGAACUGAUAUCAGUUCAGAGUUGAGCCAGACAUUUUAGCAGGGCCUCCUACGUUCUUGCAUUCACACUAUCUUGCGCACACAUACACACACACACACACACACACACACACACACACACACGUAGCCACACAUGUCUAUAUACAAGAGUACGUAGGCAGGCAGCCCAAUCCCCACACACUAGAGGUACAUAGUCUGUAUCUGCAGUGGAAUCUAGCACCCUCUGUUCAAAUGCCAGAUUUGACAUGUUCAAACUCAGUUUGGUGCCAAAUACCAUUUCAGUCUUUCAGUCAUACCAUCCUUUGGAAGAAAAAAACACAGCAGUUCACACAUGUCAAGUGUGUGGGUGUGAGCGAGAUGUGGUAACAGGUGGGUGUGUUGGGAUGUGUGUGUGUGUGUGGUGUUAGACAGGAAAGGAUUUAACUUUGCCUGUAUUAUGAUGACAAAGCAGCUGUCCAUGUCUUGUUUAUACUGUAUAGGUUUUUAUGAGCUAAAUUUGUAUGUUUUAUCUGUGUGUGUCGGUCUUUUAUUAUUGAAUAUGCUGUAAAUUAUGUCUUGUUUUAUUUUUGGGUCUGUGUACUGGUGUUUUAACAAAAAUAAAGCUAAAUAUUCACCCUGA